AUGUAUCAACGUAUCAUACCAGCACGAAUACUAACAUCUGUUGGUAUUGGUUUACUAAUAUUUAGUCUUGUAUUUGGAUGGGUUGCCUUUUCAGUACCUGAUUGGCUUCAAUUUUAUGAACAUGAUGGAAUAAAAAAUGCCAAUUCAACAAGUGAAAGUUUAAAGAUGUUCAAGAAAUUUGGUCUCUGGUAUAAAUGUGUAUUUUCAAUCGAUGCAAAUGAUUUUAUUUGUUUAUUAUGGAAUAAAGAUACACCAAGUUUUGUACGUGUUGCUCAAGUACUUGUUCCAUGUGGUUUAUCAUUAGGUUGUCUAUCACUUUUAACAGCUUGUAUUGGUUUUAUGUGUCGACGAGCUUUUGUUACUACUUUACUUUUCGCAGCAUUAUUUGCAUUUUUAAAUUUUCUAUUUAUCACAAUUGGUGUAACUGUAUUUGCAAAUGAAUCAUUAGUUUAUGUUGAACGUUUACGAUUAUCCAGCAAUGAUAAUCCUCGUCGUUGGGGCAUGUGGUUAUUAGUGCCAAAUCUUGUAUUAGCUUUAAUAACUUCUGUAUGUUUUUCUGUCGCAUCCAUGCUUAGUUGGUGUGAUUAUCGAAAUAAUAUGCGUGUACAUGGAAUGUUUAGUCAUAGUGGUGAUAAAUUUAAUGGAAGUGUUUGUAAAAUGCCACCAUCUGACGGCAAUACAACAACAGCUGUAAAACAACCAUUUCAUUAUCAAGAUUAUCCACAUGCUUGUUAUCAAAUUCAUGGUUUAAAUAAUUCUCAACAAAAUCCAAUGGCAUAUCCACCUCCACCAACUUAUGGUGGUGUUAUGAAUCCAGGAUAUCAACCAACACCAUCUGGUUUUUAUGGAUAUUCAAGACCGGGUACUCCAACAAUGUAUCCACAUUCAAAUUUUGAUCCUUAUUAUCCCCGACAUUAUAUGACUGAAAAUACAGAAAUGGAUGAACUUCCAUAUACAACUCGUUCUUCACAUCAUCGUUCUCGUUCAUAUUCUCGUUCUCAUCGUCAUUCAAAUCAUCGUUCACGAUCAUGUAGUCCACGUGAUAGUAUAAUGUCUCCUGAUAAUACUCAAAAACCAACUCAAUUUAUUCCUAUACCAGUUCCUUAUUAUCAACCUCAACCUCAACCUCAAUCUCAACCACAACCUCAACCAUCGGCAGCAUCACAACCAAAAGCAUCGUCAACACCAAAUGCACAAUCAAAUAAUCCUACACAACCAAUGUCAUAUAUAAUGCCACAAACACAACAAUUUAGAGAUGAAAAUAUUCAAGCAGCUAUGAAAUCAGCUAAUAUAUUAAACUACAAUAUGGGACAACCAUCUGCCAUGGUUCAAAAUUCUAAUCAUCCCGUAUAUACAAUAGCUUAUCGACCAAAUACUGGUGGUAAUAUACUCGGAUCAAAUAUUCUCAGUGGACCAGCAGCUACAACUUAUGUAACAGCAUCACGAAAUCAAGUCGGCGAUAUUAGUUCAUUUAAUAGUGAUUCAGAUAUGGAAGAUCGAGAUGAUCAAGCUAUUUCAAAACGAAAAAAUAUUAAAAAGAUUAAUAUCAAUGAAACAUGGGCAUGGCGCAAAAUGCGAUAA
This is a messenger RNA of Adineta steineri, 1581 nucleotides long. Lineage: Eukaryota; Metazoa; Rotifera; Eurotatoria; Adinetida; Adinetidae. The record is from the annotation of a GenBank genome assembly.